AUGGUCCUUUGUCUUGGUAUAUCUUCUUUCACGUGCUUCAUUGGUUUUCAAACACAUUCUUUGUUUCAUUGUGUGCUUCACUUCAACACUAUUCACACCAACAAUGCAUUUGAAAAGCAAACACCGCAACAUCUUCACGCCUUCCCUCCUUCCUCAGAACUUUCUUCCCAGCCCAUUCAAAAACAAAAACAUCACCACAACAACCAUUCCAUUCAAAUUUCACUAACAACUUUCUCAACUUUCGAUAUGAUUAAUAAAGUCGCCACUUCCUUUGGCGUGGUCAUGGCAGUCUUCCUCGUCCUCGCUCUUGCUAUAUUUGGCUUCUCUGCUCUCAAGCAUGCACGUCACAACACUGCUUUGCACAAUCAACAGCAUCAUGCUCAGGUAGAUGCCUGGAUCGCCCGCAUGCGCAGAAAGACUUGGAGAAACACGCGCAUUGAUCGUGAUGUGGAGAUGCAAGCUCCCCCUGAGCUUCCUCGCCUUCCUGAGAUCGCUCGUGUGCGCACUGAUCCUUCGCGAGUAUCUAGGAUGGGUAGACUCAACCUUGCCCACCCGAAUCAGAGGAUCCAAUUUUGUGAAGUUCCGCUGACACCUAUUCAUCAAGGCCAACGCGGCGAAACUCCUGCCGGGUUCUUCUAG
Messenger RNA from Aureobasidium melanogenum CBS 110374, 639 nucleotides. RefSeq lists its product as uncharacterized. The transcript has a single exon. Bases 1 to 639 code for a protein of 212 amino acids. The record is from RefSeq and is a predicted model, not a curated record. Lineage: Eukaryota; Fungi; Ascomycota; Dothideomycetes; Dothideales; Saccotheciaceae.